Periophthalmus magnuspinnatus is the source of this 967-nucleotide messenger RNA. Its product is annotated as dual specificity protein phosphatase 13-like. The transcript is spliced from 3 exons. Lineage: Eukaryota; Metazoa; Chordata; Actinopteri; Gobiiformes; Gobiidae. Gene Ontology annotation, cellular component: cytoplasm. Gene Ontology annotation, biological process: protein dephosphorylation; negative regulation of MAPK cascade. The record is from RefSeq and is a predicted model, not a curated record. The coding region runs from base 15 to 551 and encodes 178 amino acids. Gene Ontology annotation, molecular function: protein tyrosine/serine/threonine phosphatase activity; MAP kinase phosphatase activity.
GUCACGGCUAGUACAUGGAAAACAGCAGAGCAAACCCUCACACUCCUUCAGUUAAAGAGCUUGUAAAGAUUCUGUACGGAGGGAAACGCUUUGGGAAUCAUGUGGAUGAAGUCUGGCCCAAUCUGUUCCUUGGCGACAUGACAGUGGCCAAUGACCGCUACAGUGUUUGGAAGCUGGGAAUUACGCAUGUUUUGAACGCAGCACACGGACGCUCCCACAGUGAGGGUGGUCCGGACUUCUAUGGCCCCUCUGUGGAGUAUUAUGGGGUCCCUGCUGACGACUCGCCGACCUUUGACCUCUCCAAAUACUUCAGUACAUCAGCCAAGUUCAUUCACAGAGCACUCGAAGUAGAGGAAGGUCGUGUGUUGGUGCACUGUGCCGUUGGCGUGAGUAGAUCGGCCACACUCGUCCUGUCAUUCCUCAUGCUGCACCACCGGCUCCCCCUGGUGGACGCUAUUCUCACAGUGAAGGAGCACAGGUGGAUUUUCCCAAACAACGGCUUCCUUAAACAACUCCGAGCUCUGGACAUGAAACUUCGCUCUCAAACCUGAUCAGCUUUUUUAUUUAUUUAUAUAUUUUUUUAACAAUAACUUCUUUAUAAAUACUAUUUUGUUGUUUGGACUUUACAUAUUGGGUUUGAUAAAUAAACACUGAAGCAGGUACUGACUCCAGCCACAUGGGGGCAGUGAAGGAAUAAAUGAUUAGUUUGAGUAGAUUGUUUACUACUGUGAGAUGUGAAGGUUUGAAAAAGGAUGUAUGGAUCAAUGAACUUAACCAAUACUCACGUCCAGGUCUGCGAAGUCCAUCUUUACGAUUGCGAUAUGGACCCGACGCCUUGGAGGAGGUCUGGGUGUUACAUCUAUUAACAUCAUAUUUAUUUAAUGUUUAUGGUUUGUUUUUUUCUUAUAAGACUCCAGACUUGUGACUUUGAUUUGUAUGACAACAUUGAAUGGAAAAUACUACCACA